CAGGCUUGGAAUGGGCUUGCUGAAGCAGGUGGUGCUCUUGAGGCCUUCAAACAGGUGCACAGUGGCGACUGACAUCGUAGCGGCCACGGUAGCCAUGAUGAAUCGGCUGCACACACACACACAAAGAAAUCCGAGCACAAUCACGUAGAAGAGGGGGCGGAUGAAGCAGGAUGGAAUGGAAUGAGAACACGCAAGCAAGGAUGCUUCGGAGGUCUUGUUCUAGGGAAAGACCAAACUGCUUGGAACGAUAGGGAUGUGGAUAUGAGGCCUCUCCUCCAAUCACCGUUACGGUGAACAUCUUGAACCAUCCACAUUCCCCCCUACUUCGAUAAGGCCAGAGCACUUUUUCAGGUGUCAUGCCCUCAGUGACCACAAUCGUUGACCUAAAACAAAUCCCACAUAUUUCCAUUUUCAAAUGCUCUCACUCGCGUCUGAUAGCCUGGCCUGAUUCCGGUCACAAUUGCAAUUACUUCUUUUGUAGGUUUUCUUUGUUGUCGUGUGUUGGAGUUGUACUCCUCUCAGCCGACCCUUCCCUCCGAUGUUGUCAUGGUUGAUUGUCUGGUCCUCCAACCAUACCGGCAACGUCUUUUCCCCUCAUGAUCGCAUACUGUAUUGCGAGCAAAUAUCCCAACGCACUUCCCUCCACAUGAAGCAGUUCACAUAGAGUCGGCUCUCUGCGGAAUGCUUGCGUCGUUUACAGUAUGCACCUGACAAGUUCGUCUGGUUGGAGGGUCGUAGUGCACAGUUGUUGUGUUAAUGAUCAGCACCCUACACUUACUACUCCCUACUUGGAGAAUGUAUGAUGCCAUUCUGCAUCAUUAGGAUGCGCAGUAUUUUACCGUUUUUGACGAAAUGUAUGAGGUCUUCCUGAAGAGUUGAAUGGUAUUAAUACGGUUUAAUUAAUGAAAUUUUUUCACAAUUCUUCAUGUAACUGUACUAAUUACACGUAGCUUGCCUAGGUAGGAUAGUCGAUCAAGAAGAGGGAAAUUCUCAUGGUGCAAGUCGGGAUUUAAAUGGCCGCGAUAGGUGAAAGUGCGAUUCGUCGUCCCAGUCUGACUGCAAAUCAGGGGUUCGCUCAUCGCACACUUCCGAUCUCAAUCAUUUCGCCAUGCAACGUUAGUUCUACGUUUUCGAAGUGGAAUUUUGACGCGGAAUUCUUCCUGACGCAUAAAUUGCAACGAUGGAAUCAACAUUGCCCAUCCGGAAUUAGGUUUUUUUCCUUUGAUCAUGUGACUUCAUAAGCGUGCAUCAUAUUUGGAGUGGGUGCUGUAUGUUUUCUUGUUAGAGAAGACCUUUCAUUCACCAUGCUCGACGAUUUAGGAGCUUGCGUUCACCUCCUAAACGUAGGUAUCAUUAAAAAUUCAGCGGCUUCAUUUAAGCCAUCCAGCACCUCAAAUUCCGUUCUGGAUACGCGUUUACUUGAAGAAGCAUGGUUUCGGUCGAGAAGGAGGAGGGAGAGCAUGCUACUGUCGGAAUACUCGAUGGGCGAGGUUGUGAUGGUGAGGUGUAACAAACACAAAUGGCUCUACGGUGUGAUUCAUAAGAUGUCCGCCCACGGGGUGCGGAUCUGGAUCUCUGAUGCCGAACUUCUCGUGAAUGUUCCGAUCGCGCUGUUACCAACCCACAUCAUUAAGCUGUCUGCGAACUCCGAGCCACAGACUUUUCCACAAUCCCAGGCCAUGUUGACGAUGGCCACAAUUGACAGCGAUGGAUGCCGUAGAGUUCGGCUGCAAUGUGUGCGACCUGCACACCUUUCCCAUCGCCAGCUUUACCGUAUGAAGGAUUGUCUUGUGUGUGUCCUCUGCAAAACGCCUUUAUCGCCGCAAACCAACAUAGUAAACCCAUGGCGCUGCCCUCACAGAGUCCACAGCCAUUGCCUGCAGCUCCACAUGCAGCAUAGCUCGAACCUUGUUUGCCCUUCAAAUUCAUGUAAUACCAGCCACCUUAUGUCCCCACCAACCACCACUUUCUCUUCAAGAGAUUGGGAGCAGCACGAGCAAUGGUUCGACCCUCAGAGAGCGUUUGGAUUGAGAGGUCAAAUGACUGAUGUUUCUAACCCGAAUAUGCUUCUUUCUUGCCCUGAUUGCAACCAACCUACAAAUGCCAAUCAAAUGAUGAUGGGUAUGCCCAUCGAUCAGCAGCUUGCUUACAUGGAGCUACCUCAUGCUUACUCGCAUUCAGAGGGAGAGAUUCUUCAGAGCGGAAAUAUCCAAAAUCAGAUGUCUGGGGGACCUCUGCACUCUUUCAGUGGCUUCACCAGACUAGAAGCAAUAGAGGAGGGUCGAGAAGGACCUCCGUCACUUGAAUCAGUCGACUUAGUCAUGUAUUAUGAUGAACCUGGCUUCUCCCAAUUCAAUAGUGUGAAUAUGCCAAACCAAAACUGGUCUGAUUCAAAAGUUAUUGCCGUCGAUCGAAACACAAAGUCACCUUCCACUUCUCAAAGACUGUGGUCUGAAGCCUCAUUGAACACGUCUGUCCCUUCUCGUGUUUCUCCAAUUCUCAACGAGCAAUUGAAGAACAAUGCUACUGGUGCUCUGGAGGUCGUCAUCAGACCUGCAGCAUCUGUGCACGUAAAUCAUGUAAAUCUCACUGAAUACGAAGAAGAGGAAGUAGCGACACCAAACAUAAACAACACUCUCGUCGCGGCCAUCGACAACAGGGCAUACAGUGAAGAAUUUGGUGCAGGGCAAACUACAGAAUCAGAGUUCUGUAGGAAUAGUGCAUUGUCCUGCGCCAAGGAUGGGGACAAGAACAUAGAAACGAAUUCAUCAAACGAUAUUGCCAAUAGAAUCAGUUCAAAUACUUCGGCAGUGUGUGUCAAUCCCUUUCCUGAGUUCUUAGGAGUAGAUGAAUCAUCGGAGACAUUGAAUAUGGACAAGGUAACUAUUGGAGCCACGAAGGGAGCCAGCACAGGGCAGAGAUCAUGGAGGAGGGCGAAAGAAUUAGUGCUGGCUGGGAGUACUAUUGACUUACAGAUGGAAGCGAGCUCCUCUGUGACUGACAAUGCAGCUUCGCCAGUGUAUGUGAACCACUUCGCUGAUUUCGUCAAACUAGCGAUGGCUGGUGCAUCCACUGCCAAAGAUAUCCUUGCUAGUGCGUCAGCUUCAACUCCUAGGAAUACUUACACAGACGAAUCAUCAUCUCCGAUCAAUGACUCUCCUCAUCUACUUCCUGCUGCCUUCAUCUCACGAAGUGCUGCCUUGGUUAGUCCAGCUUCUGCUUCGAUGUCCCCAGGUCCUACCGCGAUCAAGCGGGCUCCUGGCUUAUUCGCAGGACCUCCUCCUUGGGUGAGCGUGACUUCAACUCUAGGAGAAGGGGCCACCUCUUCGGCUUGGAUCACCGUGAUUAAAGAUGGAAAAGAUACCCGAAAUGCUGAUUCUGCACGAUGGGAACUAAAUAAAGUAGCCAGGGAUAAAGAAGAUGAAUUCGGCUGAGCGACCUUCGUCCCGGGCAUUUAGUUUUCUCCUCCGUCUUUCAAAUGUACAUGUUGGUUGCAUUGAUAAUGAAUAGCUAGGAUUAGUUGAAAAUAGAGUGUUAGACUCCAAGUAGAUUUCAGUUGCGCACGUUGGAAGAUGUACAAGAAUGGUGUCGAAGUAUUGACACACUUGAUUAGAGUGUGCACUUGUCUACUUCACGUGUGCGUAAAGAUUGUUUAAAUAUGUCCAUUGACUUUGAACAAUUAGAUUCUGUCGCGAAUAACCAGCCUGUUCCCAAUGAACAAUCUCAGAAUUUACUAACCAAUGUUGAGGUGAUUUGACCACCUUGUAUA
Molecule: messenger RNA, 3769 nt
Organism: Physcomitrium patens
Lineage: Eukaryota; Viridiplantae; Streptophyta; Bryopsida; Funariales; Funariaceae
Source: RefSeq, a predicted model, not a curated record